AUGUCACAGAAGGAAGAGUCUCAGAGUAAAUCAAAGUCAUCGAAAUCAGAUGCUUCUGAAGCUGCUAACUCUAAUGCUUCUGGACCGCAAUCAAGAAUUGAAACAGAAAUAAAUUCAGAAUAUUAUGAAGAAGAGGAAGUAAAAGAAGCAGAGUCAUACGCUCAAAAGAAAAGCUUUAAACAAAAGAAACCACCGUUAUCUGAUAUGGAUUCUUCAGAUAAUAUUAUAUUUAUGAAUCAAAAGUCAGAAGAUGAUUCAGAACAUUCAAGUCCUGGAACAUCUGUCGAAGAUCCGAAAUUUAUUCCACAACCACCUUCAUUAGCUCCUUCAUCAUCUUCUUCUACAGCUCCAUCAUCGCCAAAAGAGAUUAAUCCUAAAUCAUCAUUCUCAUCAAGUGCAUCACGCCCACAUCCAAUCGCUCAAAGCGAAGAAAAAUCGGAAGUUUCAGAAUCUCAAUCAAUUUCUUUACAAAGCGUUCAUUCUAUGAAACCAAAAUCAUCCGUUAACAAGUACUCAGUACCAGAAAGCUCAUCUUCAUCAGAUAG
Messenger RNA from Trichomonas vaginalis G3, 545 nucleotides. RefSeq lists its product as uncharacterized. The record is from RefSeq and is a predicted model, not a curated record. The annotation marks the transcript as partial. Lineage: Eukaryota; Parabasalia; Trichomonadida; Trichomonadidae. The transcript has a single exon.